Messenger RNA from Beauveria bassiana ARSEF 2860, 1203 nucleotides. RefSeq names its product subtilisin-like protease PR1G. Gene Ontology annotation, biological process: proteolysis. The transcript has 4 exons. The record is from RefSeq and is a predicted model, not a curated record. NCBI's taxonomy places the organism in Eukaryota, Fungi, Ascomycota, Sordariomycetes, Hypocreales, Cordycipitaceae. Gene Ontology annotation, molecular function: serine-type endopeptidase activity. Bases 1 to 1203 code for a protein of 400 amino acids.
AUGCGUCUGUCCCGUCUUCUCUCCCUUGUGCCCUUGGCCGAUGCCGUCCCUAGAGCCAAGCGAUCCGAGCCCGCACCUCUGCUGAUCCCGCGCAGCGUCAGCACCGGGGAUCUCGUCGCGAACCAAUACAUUGUCAAGUUUAAAGAAAGUAGCACCCUAGCUGCCGUCGAAGAGACCAUCAAAUCACUCUCGCUCCCCAACGGGGCUGGUGAGGUGUUUCGCGAGGUGUUUACAGGCUUCGCGGGCCAUUUUGACGCCGCGACUCUGGACCUCAUUCGCAGCCACCCAGAGGUCCAAUAUGUGGAGCAGAAUACCAAGAUGGUUGCUUUUGCUCCCGCCACGCAGAGCCCGUCUACUUGGGGUCUCGCUCGCAUCUCUCACGAAACAAGAGGCGCCAGCAAUUACCUUUACGACUCUUCUUCUGGGUCCGGAACCUGCAGCUACAUUGUCGACAGCGGCAUUGACGCCUCCCAUUCUGAUUUCGGUGGCCGCGUAGAGCAGAUCAAGUCCUUCAUCGGCCCAAACGACGACAGCUGCGGCCACGGCACCCACGUGGCCGGCACCAUCGGCAGCAACACCUACGGCGUGGCCAAGAAGACGACGCUCCUGGGCAUCAAGGUGAUUGAUUACAACAACCGCACCCGCGAGUGCGAGGGCCCGACCAUAGGCAUCCUCCGCGGCCUCGAGUACGUGGCGCAGGACGUGGCAAAUCGCAACUGCCCCAAGGGCGUCGUGGUCAACAUGAGCCUAGGCGGCUCCUUUUCACAGGCGUCCAACGACGCGGUGGCGGAGCUCGUGAGUAAGGGCUUCUUCGUGGCCGUCGCGGCCGGCAAUGGCGACGAGAAAAAGGGUCCCAUGGACGCCGGCGACGUGUCACCCGCCUCGGAGCGUUCGGCAUGCACCGUCGGCGCGAGUGACCGUAAUGACCGCAUCGCACACUUUUCCAACUACGGCUCCAUGAUUGACAUUCACGCGCCGGGUGUUGACAUUGUCAGCCUGAAGAAUGGCGGCGGCACCGCCCUCGGGUCGGGCACGUCCAUGGCGACGCCGCACGUGGCCGGCCUGGCGGCGUACUUUAUGGGGCAGGGCAGGGCAGCGGCGGGCAUGUGCGAGUUUUUGCAAAACAUUUCAGUCAAGAAUGCCAUCUCGGGCAUGCACUAUGACACCAAGAACCUGCUGGCGCAGAAUGAUAGGGCUAGAUAG